CGAGCUGGGCAGGCACCUAGUUUAAUUGUGAGACGAGGAGCAAUUCAAGCGAUACUACUGAUCGAUCAGUCCAAAUAUUACAAGAAGGAUCGUUAAUUCCAACAUAAGCAGGAUCGAUCGAUCGAUCGAGACGACAACAUGUCGUGGAACUUGAGCGAGAACGAGAGGUUCGAGCGCGCGCUGGCCACGUACGACCGCGACACGCCCGGCCGCUGGGAGCGCAUCGCCGCCGCAGUCGGCGGCGGCAAGACGGCCGACGACGUCAAGCGCCACUACGACCAGCUCGUCGACGACCUCCGCCGCAUCGAGGCGGGACACUACGACGCCGAUGCAGCCGGCUACCCCAACGCUAACGGCACGGCCAGGAACAACAACAACGGCGGCAAUAACAACAGAGCCAAUCGGACCCAGACAUGAUGCAGGCUAAUUCUGCACUGCACUGCCUACAUACGUAUAAGGGUAUCAUCCUAUAUAUACAUAGUUACGUACGUACAAGUUUAGUUUCUACAGCAUGACGUUCUCGGGGGCCGGGAAAAGAAAAGACAUGGUAGCGCAUGCACGUGUAUUGUACUCGUAUAUACGUAGUACGAGCUGAGCGAGCACUAUAAUGUGUGUGAUAUACAUUUGGUGUGUACGUAUACGUACGUGGAUUGGUCCGUGCUUGUAUGGAAGCAAUGAGCUUGUGUACGUGUACCAGCUGAAUAUAUGCAUGUAGCGGCGCGCAGGGUGCAAGUAACGCUCUCCGCCCGCCUACGUAUGCAAAUGUAACUGUUGCUAAUUUGAAGUCAUCCUGUAAUGAAUUAAUUUCAA
Messenger RNA from Phragmites australis (common reed), 810 nucleotides. RefSeq names its product protein RADIALIS-like 3. Bases 139 to 417 code for a protein of 92 amino acids. The transcript has 2 exons. Gene Ontology annotation, molecular function: DNA-binding transcription factor activity. NCBI's taxonomy places the organism in Eukaryota, Viridiplantae, Streptophyta, Magnoliopsida, Poales, Poaceae. The record is from RefSeq and is a predicted model, not a curated record.